This is a messenger RNA of Cinclus cinclus, 1273 nucleotides long. RefSeq names its product INO80 complex subunit B-like. Lineage: Eukaryota; Metazoa; Chordata; Aves; Passeriformes; Cinclidae. The transcript is spliced from 7 exons. The record is from RefSeq and is a predicted model, not a curated record. Gene Ontology annotation, molecular function: WW domain binding. Gene Ontology annotation, cellular component: Ino80 complex. The coding region runs from base 16 to 1026 and encodes 336 amino acids. Gene Ontology annotation, biological process: chromatin remodeling.
GUCCCCCGCAGCCGGAUGCGCAGGGCCUGGCGGCACAGCGGGAUGGAGGCCGGCGGCCACGGACAGGAGGCCGACGCGGGCGGCCAUGGCGGCCACAAGAAGAAACACAAGAAGCACAAGAAAAAGCACAAGAAGCGGCACCACCACGAGGCGGGGCCGUCCCCGGGUCCCGAACUCCCUCGGCAGCCCCGGCUGCGGCUCCGGAUUAAGCUGGGAGGGCAGAUCCUGGGCACCAAGAGCGUCCCCACGUUCACGGUGGUUCCCGAAGGGGCACACUCGCCGUCCCCCUCCCCACUGCUGGGAGGGGAUGAGGAGGAGCCCAGCGAGGGGGUCCCCAUCGAGCAGUACCGGGCCUGGCUGGAUGAGGACAGCAACCUGGCCCCCUCCCCACUGCCCGAGCUGGACCCCGAGAAGGAGGAAGAAGAGGAGGAGGAAGAGCGGCGCUGGCUGGCGGCCCUUGAGAGGGGGGAACUGGACGACAAUGGUGACAUCAAGAGGGAGGUGGAUGAGUCCCUCCUGACGGCCCGGCAGCGUGCGCUGCUUCACAAGCAGCAGAGCCAGCCCCUGCUGCAGCUGCCCAUGGGAGCCAAGGCCAAGGAGGUGACGGAGGAGAUGCGGGAGAAACGGGAGGAGCGGGCGCGGCGCCGGCGGCUCCAGGCCGCCCGCAAGGCCGAGGAGAGCAAGAACCAAACCAUCGAGCGCCUGACCCGCACUCACAAGGCCAAGGUGAGGGCCCUGCGCGAGCGCCGCGCCCGCCCCGCGCCCUGCCCCGUCGUGCACUACCGCAGCGCCGCCGACGGCAUCACUGUGUCCUUCCCCGUGGGGCUGCCGCUGCCGCUGCCCCCCGCCACCGCCCCGCCCGUGCCCCCUACCCAGCCCUGCGCCGUGCCCGGCUGCCACAACCCCAAGCGCUACAGCUGCGCCCGCACCGGGCGCCCGCUCUGCAGCCUGAGCUGCUACCAGCGCAACCUGCAGCUGCGACCGGGGGGUGGUGGGGGGCCCGGCUCACCUGUGCUGCCUGUCUGAGCCCCCCCCCUCUCCAGACCCUCAGAUGGGGUCUGGACUCAUCACGGAGCCCCUGGGGACCCUUGCCCCGACUAACAUCCACCCUGCAGUGUGGCAGGGUCCAGCUGGAGCUCCCUUCCCUCUGAACUGCUUCUGGAGCCUCCCCUGUGAUCCUGAUGCUGCUGCCUGGGGGGCCCCAUUGUCCGAAGGCUGACUGUGAUCAUGGGGGUGGGAGGUCCCAGUGCGUUCUCUCACCAUUAAAGAGAUG